Molecule: messenger RNA, 1764 nt
Organism: Anopheles merus
Lineage: Eukaryota; Metazoa; Arthropoda; Insecta; Diptera; Culicidae
Product: phenoloxidase-activating factor 2-like
Exons: 5
Coding region: 555-1655 (366 amino acids)
Biological process (GO): proteolysis
Molecular function (GO): serine-type endopeptidase activity
Source: RefSeq, a predicted model, not a curated record
AAUCCAAAAAACAGACAACACACACACACACACAUUCACAGUCUGGGUGAAAAGGACGGGACGCUGGGUUUUGGUCCAAAGCAGCAGACAAGCAGCCAUCCGGCACCCUGUCUGGACGGCAUCCGAACCUGGAACUGUGCCCUGAAGCGCUCUGGGCGGCAGUUUGGUUAGUACUGCUGGUGCGGCGACUACUAUUGGAUGCUGCGCCGUCAGAUGGGCAUGUAACUGCGAGACACAAAGCGGACAUCUGUGUAGACCGCACAACAGUAGCAGCAGCAGCAGCAGCAGCAGCAGCAGCUGAUAAGCCGCGGCCGAUCGAGCAGCGUGAGAAAUAAGUGCAGUGUGCGUUCGGCCGUCGCGCCCGGGAGCUGUUGUGGAGUGUGUAUUGGUUUGCUGCCCGUUUGACGUUUCAUGUGACGGAGUGUGCGGGUUUGCUUGCACGCAUCUCCGUACGCAUCUAUCGCAGUGCAUUGCCGUGUUUGUUUCCGUGCGUGUGUGUGUGUGUGUGUGUGUGGCUGUGUGUGUCCGAAUUCCAAAAUCCCAAAACAGACCAGAUGCCGGUACGGUCGGGGUUCUUGCUGCUGCUACUUUGGCUUCACCAACGACUGCCCGCCUCCUCACAAGCAACCGAACCAGCGACAAGGCGGUGCAGCGGAGGUCUCUGCAUCCUGCCCGAACUAUGCCGCCCGGUCAGCGUCAACGUGUACGAUGAGGUGCAUCUGGACUUUUUCAGCGUUUCAAGUUUCGAUCGUUCCAGCUCGGAGGAGUGCCGGUUUCCCCAUCUCAAGUGCUGCCCCUUCGAGCGCAUCGUCCGUGCACCGGACACGGAAGCACCGGAUGAGACCGAGAUCGUGUGUGCGGCCCGGAACAACAACGGCAUCGGACAUGUCGAGCAGAAGGACAAAACGCGCGCCAAAUACGGCGAGUUUCCCUGGAUGGCGUUCGUGUACACCGCGCAGGCCGACUACGAGCUGUACCUCUGCGGGGGCACGCUGGUCCACUCGAAGGUGGUCAUCACGAUAGCGCACUGCAUCGAGAACCGUACCGCCAGCGAGCUGCGCGUGCGGCUGGGCGAAUGGGACCUGGAGCAUAUGGUGGAGAUCUACCCACCGCAGGACCGGGCCGUCAUAGCGGCAGUGACGCAUCCCCAGUUUUACAGCGAGCUGCUACUGAACGACAUUGCGAUACUGUUCCUCGACGAGCACGUCGACUUUACGGAGGUGGUCGGCAUAGCGUGUCUGCCCCCGCAGAACGCCAACUUUGACCACAAACGGUGCCUGUUCACGGGCUGGGGUGAGGAUGAGCGGGGCCGCAACUCGUCCGUGCUCAAGCGCACCAAGCUGCCGAUCGUACCGAACGGCCAGUGUCAGCGGGUGCUGCGGCGCCAUCUGCUAAACCGCAGCUUCCGACUGCACCAAGGGUUUCUGUGUGCGGGCGGCGAGUCCGGCAAGGAUGCGUGCCGCGGUGACGGGGGGUCCCCGCUCGUCUGCCCGAUACCCCAGUCCGAGAAUCAGUACUACGUGGUCGGGCUGGUGGCGUUUGGGUACGAGUGCGGCACGCAGGGUGUGCCCGGUGUGUACGUCAAUGUUCCUCACUAUCGCGACUGGAUCGAUGGGGAAAUCGAAAAGAUGUAUCAUGUUGAUAUCUUCGUUUAGGGGCCUUAGCCUGCCAGGUUCGUUUCUAGCUGGCCCGAACCGGACACAUGCACGUAAGCUUUUCGUCAUACACUCAUUCGUCUUUAGAAAUUAAAACGUUCGUACUUAC